AUGCGAUUUAUUCAGCUUCUGUCCGCGGCUACGGCCAUCGUAUAUAUCGCAGCAGGGUCUCCAGUCAACGAAAGGCGGGUGAAAGAGCUCCUACCUCGGACCAUAGAGAACGCAGCAGCACCGGUCGACUCAGCCGUCAAGCCUGCCGAGUCUGCCCCAGGCCAGGGAGCAAGCGCUGGAGGGGAAGGUGCAGCAGCAGGAGGAGCGGCAGCGGGCGGAGCAGCAGCUGGCAACCGGACCAUAGUGGUACAGCAGGGCCAGACCCUCGGCGCGAUCGCAAAGCAAUUCGGCACUGGUAUCUGCGACAUCGCGAAGGCCAGCGGCCUCGCCGACCCGAACCUCGUCGACGUGGGUCAGACCCUCACGAUCCCCCCGCCGACCGCAACGCCAGACAACACGUCCUGCCUCCCGCCGCCGCCGCCGCCAGCAACGGCGCGCUGCGUCCUCGGCGGGCCCGACCGCCUAGUCAUCCCGGCAGACGGCAUCACGGCCGAGCAGGCGGCCAAGUUCCUCAACAUCACGCAGGACGCCUUCGUCGCCGCGAACCAGGCUGCGGUCCCGGGCAACAGCAGCGCGAAGCUGGCCGGGGGCAGCGUCAUGCAGGUCCCCGUGUGCCCCAACUCGCAGUGCACCAUCAGCCAGGGGACGGUGAAGAAGGGCGACAUCUUCGACAAGAUCGCGGCCGAGGCGGGGUCGACCACGGGCCAAAUCCUGGGGCUGAACCCGGGCAUAGACCGCUUCAACCUCGCGGUCGGCCAGACCUUCACGCUGCCGAGCAACUGCCAGAACGUGACUGGCGGCGAGGCUGGGGCCGGGGCCGGGGCUGGUGGCAAUGCCACGGCUGCUGCCCCAGCUGGGGAGGCCGGGAAGGGCAAGGGGGCUGCUGCGAAACGGUGA
Molecule: messenger RNA, 897 nt
Organism: Diaporthe batatas
Lineage: Eukaryota; Fungi; Ascomycota; Sordariomycetes; Diaporthales; Diaporthaceae
Exons: 2
Coding region: 1-897 (298 amino acids)
Source: RefSeq, a predicted model, not a curated record